AUGUCUUCAAUUUCUCUAUCCCGUCGGCCUGUGGUCGGUCCGGAGAGAAGUCUGUUUGAAGAAUUAACUUAUGAUGGAAAGGUUGUUAAACGAGAGCCCAAAGACGAGGAGGGCCCUUCACAUGACCAUGUUGCCGAAAACCCCUUUGACAAUAAGAGCAGCCGCACUCUCUUCGAUGCAAUCGAUCAACUCCAAACAUGCGGUGCCGGCCAGGAUAUCGAUAUCCCUCAACUCGUUAUUGUAGGAGGACAGUCUACUGGGAAGUCUUCCCUGCUCCAAAGCCUUGUAGAGAUCCCUUUCCCAACAGGCCAGGGCUGCUGCACGCGCUUCGCGACCCGCAUUGUGUCUCGACGCACACCACCUGGUUCCCCGAAUCUGUGCAUCGUCAAGAUUGUCAAGCCGGACUUCGAUCUUAACGAAUUCUUCAACUACGGGGCUAAUGACACCUAUAAGUCUUUCGAAGAGAGAUGUGAGACGCUGAGUGCGCAGAGAUUCUCUGACAUCGUGGAAAAGGUGCAAAAGGAUUACAUGGGAAUCGACCGUGGCAAGCACAGAGGCGCAAAGAACUUUGCGACUGAGGUUCUAAGGGUGGAACUCAGCGGUCCUAAUCGAUCACAUUUCAGCAUACUAGACAUCCCGGGGUUCUUCUCCACAGCCGCAGAUGUACACCCAGAGGAAAUGGCGGGCGUCAAGAGAAUGGUCACAGAGUAUAUGAAGAAGCCACAGAAUCUUGUCAUCUGUGUGGCUGAUGCCACCAAUGACGUGGCCAACCAGGGAAUCUUCGACUUGGCCGGCGAACACGUGGAGAAAAGCCGGCUUAUCGGUGUAUUCACCAAGUGUGACAGAGCCAAGGAUUCCUCACAAGCCCGCGAGGUUGUCCGUACUGCCACUAAACCCGACGUUGCAGACGACUAUACGUCAAUGAAACAUGGGUGGUUUGUGGUGCGGAACAGGAAAACCGAGGAUGGGCCUGAUUUCGAUCUGGAAGCCUCGGAGGCAUCACUGUUCAGUCAAGAUCCUUGGACGAACGUUCCGAAGAGCCGGCGAGGAUCUGCGAUGUUGAAGAAAUUCCUUGCACAAUUCCUCAGCUCGAGAAUUCGCAAGGAAUUCCCAAUUCUCCAAAGCAAGGUGCAGGAUCUGCUACAAAAGAACCUCCAAGCUAGGAAGGCGUUGGGAGCUCCCCGGCCAUCACACCAAGAUCGUGUUCAAUAUCUCAAUGAUGUUGUCCAUAGAUACCACUCGGCUGCUAAACUGGCAUUGGAGCAGCCCGGACACCUUCCUUCACAAGGUAUGCGAGUUCGGAAUCUUGUUGCAAUGAGAAACCGUAAGUUCGAUAGCUACUUGAGACUCAACGGGCAUCAAUUCGAGUUCGAAGACAUCUUCAAUCCCGUUCUCGGCGACGCUGGUCAACCUGAAGAUAACUCAGAGGAAGAGACGGCAUCAUCUCAGCAUGAGCCUCCGCAAUUCACCUUUGGAGUCUUGCCACCCACUCCUAGUGCUAGCCCAACACCGAAGUCAAAGGCCAAAAAGGUGAAAGAGCGUCCACCUCGGACUGUUGCUCAAGCUAGGAAAGAAGUAUCGCCUAUCCGCCAGAAAAUCCGAGAAGAGAUCGACGUUUUCCAAAACGCCGGCCUUCCAGGACUGUUGAACACUGACGUUUUCCCUAAACUCUACAAUGAGCAAAAUCGAAAGUGGUCCAAGAUAGCACUUGACCAUCUUCGAGGCGUGGCCCAAGACACAAUCGCGGCAGCUAUGGAGAUCCUCAAGUACGUUGAUGAACAGUGCCACUUAAGCUCCGAUGCUAUGGAAGGGUUGAAGAGUAUAGUGAUGGAUUUCUACCGGACUGAAUUCAAAGAAGCUCGCAAGAGAUUGGAAGACUACAUGGAGCAGGAGAAAUCUUUCCCCUUGCAGACAACAAACCCGCGAUUUCAGCAGUCGCUGGAAGAAAGGCGAAUCAAAAGAUACCAGGAUGCUUUCCGACGUAACAUAGACGAUCUCCGGGACUGGCUCCACCGUGGGCAGCAUACCGCGUCCACGAUUAUUGACAAAGUUGACCUGGUCCUGGUUGACUUGCAUUUCGACGCGGCUACGAGAAUGGAGAACGAGGUUCACGACGUCCUUCAAGUCUACUACGAGCUAGCAUUGGAGACUUUCAUCGAGUUCACGACGAAACGCGUGAUCGAAGACUUCGUGUCGAACAAAAAAGGACCACUGCGCGGCUUAUCAACGGACUAUAUCCUUGGCCUGUCGGAAGCUGAGGUAGAGAAGCUGGCCCGCGAAGACGAAGCUACUUUGUUGAAGAGGGACGGCUACAAUCAGCAGAUUGCCAGGCUGGAACGGGCGCAUGCCAUCGCUGAAAACGCGUGGAGGCAAACGACGUCUUGUGAAGGUGAACUUCUCACCGCGUAA
Messenger RNA from Neoarthrinium moseri, 2409 nucleotides. RefSeq lists its product as uncharacterized. NCBI's taxonomy places the organism in Eukaryota, Fungi, Ascomycota, Sordariomycetes, Amphisphaeriales, Apiosporaceae. Gene Ontology annotation, molecular function: GTP binding; GTPase activity; microtubule binding. The record is from RefSeq and is a predicted model, not a curated record. Bases 1 to 2409 code for a protein of 802 amino acids. Gene Ontology annotation, cellular component: microtubule; cytoplasm; membrane. The transcript has 5 exons.